This is a messenger RNA of Colletotrichum destructivum, 957 nucleotides long. RefSeq names its product Putative ankyrin repeat-containing domain superfamily. Gene Ontology annotation, cellular component: cytoplasm; nucleus. The transcript has a single exon. NCBI's taxonomy places the organism in Eukaryota, Fungi, Ascomycota, Sordariomycetes, Glomerellales, Glomerellaceae. The coding region runs from base 1 to 957 and encodes 318 amino acids. The record is from RefSeq and is a predicted model, not a curated record. Gene Ontology annotation, molecular function: protein binding.
AUGCAGCAUCCUACCACGGAAGACGUCAUGGAACAUCACUCCCCAGACGAAGAGGACGAAGACGACUGCUGGACCCCGCUCCAACGCGCCUCCCUCGCCGGCGACCUCGCCGCGGUGCACGCCGCCCUCGCGUCGGGGGCGGACGUCAACGCUCCUCCGCGCGAGUACUAUGGCCGGACCGCGCUGCAGGCGGCGUGCUCGGCAUCCCACCCCGCCGUGGUCUCGGCGCUCCUGGCGGCCGGGGCCGAGGUCGACGACCUCCCCGGCAACAACGAGGCCAAGAACGCGCUGCAGAUCGCCGCGGGCCGGCCGGACCUCGGCAUCGUGCGGACCCUGCUUGACGAGGGUGCCGACGUCAACAGGCCGGCCUCGCGGUACUUUGGCGCGACGGCGCUGCAGAGCGCGUGCGCCGCGGGGCUGGGCGACGUCGUCGACCUGCUGCUGCGGCGGGGGGCUGACGUGAACGCGCCGCCGGCGUCGACGGGCGGGCGGACGGCGUUGCAGGCGGCCGCCGAGGGCGGGUUCGAAGACAUCGCCAAGACGCUGCUGCUGCAGGCAGCGGGAGCGGGGCGGCGACACCACCACCGCGGGGCCGCCGACGUCAACGCGGCGGCGUGUCGGAGCAGGGGCGUCACGGCGCUGCAGGCGGCGAGCCACCGGGGGCACGAGGGGACGGUGAGGAUGCUCUUGGAGGCCGGGGCGGACGUCCGGGCCGAGGGGAGCCGGUACAAGGGCGCGAGGGCGCUGCACGCGGCGGCCGAGGGGGGACACGUGCGGGUGUGCGAGAUGCUACUGGACGCCGGGGCCGAGAUCGAGGCCGGGGCUGGGGCCGGUUGGCGCGGGGGGCAGACGGCGUUGCAGAGUGCGGCGGCGAGGGGGCAUGGCGAGGUCGUGAGGCUGCUGCGGAGGAGGGGCGCGAGGGGAAGGGAGGGCGGAGGGGUGUUUCUGUUAGAUUGA